Balaenoptera musculus (blue whale) is the source of this 2643-nucleotide messenger RNA. RefSeq names its product paired box 8 (gene PAX8). Gene Ontology annotation, biological process: regulation of transcription by RNA polymerase II; anatomical structure development. The record is from RefSeq and is a predicted model, not a curated record. Lineage: Eukaryota; Metazoa; Chordata; Mammalia; Artiodactyla; Balaenopteridae. The transcript has 12 exons. Bases 9 to 1568 code for a protein of 519 amino acids. Gene Ontology annotation, molecular function: RNA polymerase II cis-regulatory region sequence-specific DNA binding; DNA-binding transcription factor activity, RNA polymerase II-specific.
CCGGGUGGAUGGGAACAAACUUCGGAAGGAGGAGAGACGCGGGGCCCAGGGCACCCUCGCGGGCGGACCCGGGCAGUGAAGGCCUGUGGCCGGCCGGCCGGGCAGGGCAGCGGCGUGGCGGUGGGCGCAGCGGGGACCUGCGUGGUGAGGAAGCCCUGAGCCCUCGGCGGGCUGCGAGUGACUCCCCGGCGAUGCCUCACAACUCCAUCAGAUCGGGCCACGGAGGGCUGAACCAGCUGGGAGGGGCCUUUGUGAAUGGCAGACCCCUGCCCGAAGUGGUGCGUCAGCGCAUCGUGGACCUGGCCCACCAGGGCGUGAGGCCCUGCGACAUCUCCCGCCAGCUCCGAGUCAGCCAUGGCUGUGUCAGCAAGAUCCUUGGCAGUAGGUACUACGAGACUGGCAGCAUCCGGCCUGGAGUGAUAGGGGGCUCGAAGCCCAAGGUGGCCACCCCCAAGGUGGUGGAGAAGAUCGGGGACUACAAGCGGCAGAACCCGACCAUGUUUGCCUGGGAGAUCCGAGACCGGCUCCUGGCCGAGGGCGUCUGUGACAACGACACUGUGCCCAGUGUCAGCUCCAUCAACAGAAUCAUCCGGACCAAAGUGCAGCAACCCUUCAACCUUCCCAUGGACGGCUGCGUGGCCGCCAAGUCCCUGAGCCCAGGACACACGCUGAUCCCCAGCUCAGCCGUGACGCCCCCAGAGUCUCCCCAGUCCGAUUCUCUGGGUUCAACCUACUCCAUCAACGGGCUCCUGGGGAUCGCGCAGCCUGGCAGCGACAGCAAGAGGAGACUGGAUGACAGUGACCAGGACAGCUGUCGGCUGAGCCUUGACUCCCAGAGCAGCGGCAGUGGGCCCCGCAAGCACCUUCGCACGGACGCCUUCAGCCAGCACCACCUUGAGCCGCUUGAGUGCCCCUUUGAUCGGCAGCACUACCCAGAGGCCUAUGUCUCCCCCAGCCACACCAAAGGCGAGCAGGGCCUCUACCCGCUGCCCUUGCUCAACAGCGCCCUGGACGACGGGAAGGCCACCCUGACCCCUUCCAAUACACCCUUGGGGCGCAACCUCUCGACUCAUCAGACCUACCCCGUGGUGGCAGAUCCUCAUUCACCCUUCGCCAUAAAGCAGGAAACCCCCGAGGUGUCCAGUUCUAGCUCCACCCCUUCCUCUUUAUCUAGCUCCGCCUUUUUGGAUCUGCAGCAAGUCGGCUCCGGGGUCCCAGCCGGUGCCUCGGUCCCGCCCUUCAAUGCCUUUCCCCAUGCUGCCUCCGUGUACGGGCAGUUCACGGGCCAGGCCCUCCUCUCAGGGCGAGAGAUGGUGGGGCCCACGCUGCCUGGAUACCCACCUCACAUCCCCGCCAGUGGACAGGGCAGCUAUGCCUCUUCUGCCAUCGCAGGCAUGGUGGCAGGAAGCGAAUACUCUGGCAACGCCUAUGGCCACACCCCCUACUCCUCCUACAGCGAGGCCUGGCGCUUCCCCAACUCCAGCUUGCUGAGUUCCCCGUAUUAUUACAGUUCCACAUCAAGGCCAAGCGCGCCACCUACCACUGCCGCGGCCUUUGACCAUCUGUAGUUGCCAUGGGGACAGUGGGAGCGACUGAUCAACAGGAGGACUCGGCCUGGGACGGGCCCCAGAGAGUCACACAAAGGAAUCUUUAUUUAUUACAUGAAAAAUAACCACAAAUCCAGCAUCACGGCUCCCUCCCUGUGUGGUUGAUUUAAUGAACCAUGAGAGACCGGACGACGUUGGAGAAGACCACACUGUCCUCCAGGACUCCUUAAUGAGGGGCAGGAGUCCCAGGGGGACAGAACCGUCCCAUUCCAAAGAGACAAAAUUGGAGGAGAAAUGGGGAGAGAAGAGGGGACAGCCAGAGGCUUGAGAGGGAUGGCACAUGGGGCCCACGACGGGGUCAGGGGCACACAGAGGCACCUUUGUGGCUCCAUCACCGACACGCUCUAGCAGCCGUGGGCUGUAAGCGCUUCCGUCCAGCCCACAAGCCACAGCGGGUGCGAAGGCUCUCCCGCACCGCCGUCCUGAGAGGCACCACCUUCUCUGCGCAGCUUGCUUGGCUUUUCCUGCCCCUCCCACUCGGCCACAGGCUGAACACUGGGUCCAGCCAACCAGGAACUCCACCCGGAGGUCAAGGUGGUCAUCCGCCUUCCUUUUACCUGCUGCUGUGAACGUAGGAGCUCCAUCCCAGGUGCUCCCCGCCAUGGAACCACCCCUUGGCAGCCAGACCUCAGCCUGGCUGAGCCUAUUACAGCUUGAGACAGACAUUCCAAAGCCCCCGGGCUCCUGGGGGUGGGGUGCAGCCCUGCCCAGGGCAGAGCCAGGCACAAUGGCCGGGGACCCGCCUCCCCCUCCCAACAGCCCUGCCAAGCCCACGGCUACCCGAGAGACCCUAAGACAACCCCCCCAAAGCCAGCCAUGGCGGUUUCCUCUCUGGCUCCCACCGUUCCUGCCCUCCCCUCCCCAGGCCUGACUGUAAAUACUGUAAAUGAGGCUCUGCUUGAGUCACGCUGCCCUUUUCCUCUCAGUGAACUGUCUCCCUGCCAUGUUGGGCUUCUCCCCUUGACGCUUCUUUCUUUUUUUUAAAGACAACCCACCAUUGCCACAUGACUCAAUAAACCAUUACUCUUGGUCUCCA